This is a messenger RNA of Nomia melanderi (Alkali bee), 1438 nucleotides long. RefSeq lists its product as uncharacterized. The record is from RefSeq and is a predicted model, not a curated record. NCBI's taxonomy places the organism in Eukaryota, Metazoa, Arthropoda, Insecta, Hymenoptera, Halictidae.
AUCUGGAAUAUCCGCGCGUCGGUGAGGCGGCGCGGCGGUGGCGGUGGCGCGCGUAUAAAAGCGGCACGCGCCGACCGCCGAGGUCACUCGUUCCCAGAGCUCCGCACAGUUAACUUCGCAACUGCGCAACAGCAAAGAACCCUUUAUCGUGCCGGAUAGCUUCGAGCCGAACACGGGAAACUUUCGUCCGUUGCGUAAGCAGAGCCGUGUGACUUGUGCCCGUCGGACGAACGGAGAACAGCGGAGAUCUCAGUGAAUCAGUGGAGAAUCGACGAGCAGUGUGUUCCUCGCGAUAACCUGGCAAUCACAGCCGAGAAAAUUCCCACGUUCAGUGAAGUGUGCAAACGAGGUACGCCCGGGAGGAACCCCAGAACGCCGAAGAAAGAAGAGAUACUCACGGAUAUGACUCGCUGCCAGAGCUUGCACGCGUACGGCUCCACGGUGUCCGAAAGUGGACCGCUAUGGACGGAGAAAGAUGCUUGCCCUAAGGGGACCAUAACCUGCGGCAUGCUGCCCACGCUGCGGGCCCUGGCGUCCAAAGAAUGCGAGAACAGCCAGGGCACAAUCUGCCUGGUGCCGUUCGACACAGACAUGGACUCGGCUAGCCACCUGCAGAUGAUCCUACUGGAAGCCUAUUGCCGUGAGACGGGGAUCAAGGUGUUACGGGUGUCCAGGGAGAGGAUACGGAACCACCUGUGCCCGGGCAGCGGCGAUCUGUCCUGCGUGUUGAUCUCCAACGACGAUCCAUAUUUCCUCGAUCCGCCUGAGUGAAUCCCGCGACCGCUUGGGAAGCCACCGAAACGAAUUUAGUCUCGACUGGGCUCAGUCGCGUGAUUGUUUACGCCGAGACGGUGAACCUGCGACGCGCCGUCGGAUCGACGGGGGGCGUCCGGUGUCGACUUUUUUGUUAAUCGAGUCAACGGUGUUCGACGGGCCGUUAGGAACACGCACGGAUUAGCGUACUCGAGGCCAAUGGAAGUAUCUGCUCUCUUCGAUGGAUAUCGACCGCCGCGAACGUCCGUCGGACGUUGCCGAAUAAUUAAUUGUUAAACAGCACAGGCGAGGAGUAACGUUUUAAGAAGGAACUUACUGCUGUAGCUGGCUAGAUCGUGACGAUGAGUAUGAGAAAUAGGAGGCGAUUAUUUUUGUAAUUAUUGAUUGCGAGAACUGUUAUCGCACUAUUUUGUAAUUGCGUGUGUGUAAUUAACGACAGUGACUCUGUGAUUCACUGGUAUCUCUAAUCCGUUCCAUUGCAAGAUACCGUUUGUCGUGUCGCUUGCUGCCACGUUGCUCGACAAAUCGACUAAUGGAGUUAUCUUGAUCCGUUGAGGAGUUUUCAUUGUACUCUUUUUUAUGGAAAUAAAGAGAUGUUCCAACUACUCGUUGUUGUUGUUGUUGUUGUUGUUGUUCCUUCUAUGCAAGAAGUACCCACCGCUUC